Alternaria postmessia is the source of this 624-nucleotide messenger RNA. RefSeq lists its product as uncharacterized. NCBI's taxonomy places the organism in Eukaryota, Fungi, Ascomycota, Dothideomycetes, Pleosporales, Pleosporaceae. Bases 1 to 624 code for a protein of 207 amino acids. The transcript has a single exon. The record is from RefSeq and is a predicted model, not a curated record.
AUGAAUCAUGAAACGCGACAUGCUGAGGCUGAACUUGUUGAGAUCAAGGUGGAGGCUAAAACCUCUGGCGGAUUGGAGCGUGCGUCAAUGUCAAUCAGAUCUAGGCCGUUGCAAGCCACUUUCACGGCUUGGGCCGGCCAUGAGAUUCCGCUUCGCGACGACACUCGCUGUUUUGGUACAUUGAGAUUAGUGGAUAGUCGUGAGGAGCACCCAGGUGUACUGCAAGAAUUCUCUGGCCCAGACAUGGAAUUCCACUUGGAUAGACAAGAUACCUACCUAGGUACAGGACAACCAGAUCCACAAUACGGAUACAUCGUUGUUUUACAACAAUGCGUUCACGGCCAGCAUUCCAAAGCAGAUCGCAAGACCGGAGCCUCUGAGAACCAGGGAGGAGAGAUAAAUGGCAAGGAAGAAAAGGCCGAUGGCAAAGAAUCCGUCGAGGCUAUCGAAAACCCAAAAAUAUCAUGGGUGGAAUCAGACAGUGCAGAAGCACUCUUUCUCCAAACAAGGGAUAAUAUUACGUUCGAGAGAGCAGGACUCAUUCAGUUUGGAGGUUCCAAUGCAGUUGGUCGGAUCCUCGAAGCGCAUUACAUCGCAGAAGAGAGAGUGAUCACGCUGGUCUGA